GAAUACGACAGGACCGCCAUUUUCUUAAUCCUCACAUCAUCUCUCCUUCAAUCCAAAGUUUGCUAAUCGUCAUGAUCAAACGAUGGCCAGAAACCACACGACCUCUAAAUUCCAGGUAGGGGUCAUUGCAGCCUUUGUCUCUCUAUUCCUCCUCCUUCCGGCUGUCUCUACAGCCCGCCACACCGUCCGCUACGAGAAUGUCCGGCAAUUCCUGCCACGACGAAGUAUGACUGCACUAGCCAUUGAGCGGAUUCUUCUCCUUGCGGAGAACCGCACGAAAGUGAUAACGGUGCGGAAGGACGGGUCGGGGGACUUUGCGACGGUCGCAGACGCCGUUAACAGCAUCCCAGCGGGCGUCUCGAGGCGUACUGUUAUCCAUAUUGGGCCCGGAUUGUACCGGGAGAAGGUGACGGUCGACCAUUCGAAGCCAUUCGUCACGUUCUACGGGGACCGGCACGCCAUGCCAAGGAUUUCGUUCGACGGGACGGCGGCGCAGUUUGGCACGUUCCUCAGCGCCACCGUGGCGGUCGAGUCUCACUACUUUGUUGCAUGCAAUAUCAUCUUUGAGAAUACAGCUCCAAAGCCUGCUGAUGGCCAAGCGGGAGCUCAAGCGGUUGCGAUGCGAAUAUCGGGGGACAAAGCAGCGUUCUACAACUGCAAAUUCUACGGGUAUCAAGACACGCUUUGUGACGAUAGAGGUAGGCAUUACUUCAAAAACUGCUUCAUUAGAGGGACGGUUGAUUUUGUCUUCGGCAAUGGGAGAUCCCUGUAUCGGAACUGUGAGCUACAUUCUGUUGCGGAUGGCGCCACGGCUAUCACAGCCCAAGCAAGGGAGAAUAUCUCCGACAAGAGCGGCUUCUCCUUCGUGUCCUGCAGGAUCUCCGGCACAGGAGAUGCGUUUCUGAGCCGUGCAUGGAAGCCGCGCUCUCGCGUCGUCUUCGCCUACACGUACAUGGGCAGUCUCGUCGACCCCCUCGGCUGGAGCGACAAGGGUUUACCCGAGCGACAGAGGACUGUGUAUUAUGGGGAGUACAAAUGCACGGGACCAGGUUCCGCGACUAAAAACCGCGUGAGCUAUGGAAAGAUACUGAACGAUAGUCAAGCGAGGCCCUUCUUGAGCAAGGAUUUCAUCAAUGGUGCAACAUGGCUUCUUCCUCCACCAAGAUUAAGAGCUUUCUAGGAAUAAAAUGAGCAAAUUAUAUAAUAUCUUUCUAGGAAUAAUCGUUGGCUUUCAAUCUUUCAUGUAGAUCCACAGAAAUUUACACAAGUUGGCCAACUGCUGAAAUUGGUAAGCAUGAAAUGAACAACAAAAGAAAGUUAAAAAGAGUUA
Messenger RNA from Ananas comosus (pineapple), 1330 nucleotides. RefSeq names its product putative pectinesterase 63. The record is from RefSeq and is a predicted model, not a curated record. NCBI's taxonomy places the organism in Eukaryota, Viridiplantae, Streptophyta, Magnoliopsida, Poales, Bromeliaceae. Gene Ontology annotation, biological process: cell wall modification. Bases 83 to 1180 code for a protein of 365 amino acids. The transcript is spliced from 4 exons. Gene Ontology annotation, molecular function: pectinesterase activity.